This is a messenger RNA of Boeremia exigua, 1406 nucleotides long. Its product is annotated as phosphoglycerate mutase family protein. Gene Ontology annotation, biological process: ribose phosphate biosynthetic process. Gene Ontology annotation, molecular function: sedoheptulose-bisphosphatase activity. The record is from RefSeq and is a predicted model, not a curated record. The transcript is spliced from 2 exons. Lineage: Eukaryota; Fungi; Ascomycota; Dothideomycetes; Pleosporales; Didymellaceae. Bases 276 to 1028 code for a protein of 250 amino acids.
CAAUCUGCUCUGUCAAUCAUAGUGAGUGUUAAAUAGAAGGCUGACCAAAGCUGACUAGGCAUCGAGGGGUAGCACUAACCUGCCCCACUGCGCGCUGUUUCCCCAAACCAGGAAAACGUCAUAUAUACCGGCAUUUAGCGGAACCUUCGGUAGACCGCUUCCAGUACCAAGACCAAAAUGUAAAUACAGACGGUGUGCUCUUGACUCUUCAGCCAGAGCUCGACAGUCACAUACCUUCCUUGCUGCAGCUCAAUUGCCCCUCCAAUCCCCCCACCAUGCCCGACCCCCGCGUCUUCAUCGUCCGCCACGGCGAAACCGAAUGGUCCCUCGACGGCCGCCACACAGGCGUCUCAGACAUCCCGCUCACAGCCAACGGCGAGAAGCGUGUGCGCGCAACGGGCAAAGCCCUCGUCGGCGCCGACCGCCUCAUCGUCCCCGGCAACCUCGCUCACAUCUACGUCUCCCCGCGCACCCGCGCCCAGCGCACCCUCGAACUCCUGCACCUCGGCUGCCGCGACCGGUACCCAUGGCACGACGCCUCGCACACCCCAGAGCCGGGCGCCUCGCUCGACAUCCGCACCAACGCGCGCGUCGAGAUCACGCCCAGCGUGCGCGAGUGGGACUACGGCGACUACGAGGGCAUCAAGAGCGCGGAGGUGCGCGCGCUGCGGGCCUCGCGCGGGCUGAACGCCGACUGGGACAUUUGGCGCGACGGGUGCGAGGGGGGUGAGAGCCCGGAGGACGUGAGUGCGCGCCUGGACGCGCUGAUUGCAGAGCUCAGGGAGAAGUACCACCGCGGGCGGUUUGUGGGCGAGGGCGGCGAGGGGCCGAAUGAUGUGCUGAUUGUGGCGCAUGGGCAUAUUCUCAGGGCGUUUGCGGCGCGGUGGAUUGGGAAGCCGUUGAAGGAUAAUCCGAGUUUGAUCCUUGAGGCGGGGGGUGUGGGGACGUUGAGCUAUGAGCAUCAUAGUAUUGAUGAGCCGGCGAUCUUGCUGGGGGGUGCGUUUGUGGUCGAGAAGGAGGAGAAGUAGGAACCAGAGCUCAGUGGUGUGCAGUGGCAAGGAAAGUAGGAGGCAUGUGAUGUAUAGCAGCAGUGAGUUAUAUGCAUUGAAUCAGCGUGGAGCUCUGCAGGUCCUUGACCACCAGACUCAAGAAGAGGAGCUUCAACAAGUCGCGUUCUGCAAAAGCAGGUCAGUCUGAGUAUCUUUCGCAUUGCUUGGUCUGCGCGUGUAGUAUCUUUUUGUCUUUUCCAUAUCGCCACACAUCUCUGAGCCUUUCCUCCUUGUCGCUUCCCACCAACCUUUUCUGCGCUGCUCUCACAUCUUCAUCACCGACUGGUACUCCGUCGUCUUCUUCUUCGCCACCUUCUCGAACGUCUCCCGGUUCUUGAUAGACCACAGGCCAAUCUC